AUGGGAGGGAUUGGCAAAAUGACAAUGGCUCAAGUGGUGUACAAUCACAAGGAAUUGGAAGGUUUCAAGAUUGAGGAAAAAGCAUGGGUCUGUGUUUCGGAUGAUUUUGAUGUUCUCACUAUCUCAAAAAGUCUCAUUGGGUCAUUAAAAGGCUCCCCGUUCUUCAUUCCAAUUGAUUUAAAUGGAGUGCAAGUUGAACCGCAGAAGGCAGUAAAUGGGAAAAAAUUCUUGAUAGUAUUAGACGAUGUUUGGGAGGUAGACUAUAGUAAAUGGGAACAGCUUAUGUCUCCCUUCAAGGCUGGUGCACCUGGAAGCACGAUGAUCGUCACAACACGCUAUAGAUAUGUCGCUCAAACAAUAAGAUGCCCUGAUUCUGAUACUUAUCCUUUAGAGAGUUUAUCUGAUGAAGCUUGUUGGUCCUUGUUGAACGAAAUAGAGACAGUAGCGAGAACAAAACAACAAUAA
This is a messenger RNA of Pistacia vera, 465 nucleotides long. Its product is annotated as disease resistance protein RGA2-like. The transcript has a single exon. Gene Ontology annotation, biological process: defense response to other organism. Lineage: Eukaryota; Viridiplantae; Streptophyta; Magnoliopsida; Sapindales; Anacardiaceae. Gene Ontology annotation, molecular function: ADP binding. The coding region runs from base 1 to 465 and encodes 154 amino acids. The record is from RefSeq and is a predicted model, not a curated record.